GUGGUUGUCUCCACGGGACGACGGCAAGCGAUGACUCGCCGGCGCCAUGAUAUCAUGAAGAUUGCCAGGCGAGCACGGCGUGCGCUGCGCCUGCCGCCAGUGGAUGGAUGAACAUCAGGCGUGGCGGGCACAUAUAUUCAUGGCGUUUAGCCUAACCGACUCGUCUCCGUCGGCUACGUUGCUCGCGUGCAUCUUCAUCCCAUUGCAUCUUCGUACUUUUGGCCGGAGUCCUUCGCUGUAUACCAUAGGUAUCGAUAUUUGAGCAUCGACUUGAACCGGCCAUCGACGCCAAAGCUCAAGACUACCUUCCCUGAGUGUCACAUCGCUCCAUCAUGAAGGCAAUGCUGGCGACCGCCCUCCUGGGCGCAUCUUCGGCUCUUGCACUGGGUCCCGUCGGCAGUCAGCCCAAGGCGAGCUCUCAGAGACCCGACGACCACUGGGACGCCAUUGUCCGAGGCUCCAGCAUAGAGAGCACAAACGGCGGUGCCCUCUCCAACUACAAUCUGCGCGUCAACAAGGUCGACCCGUCCAAGUUGGGUGUCGACAAGGUCAAGCAGUACAGCGGCUAUCUCGACGACGAAAAGCAGGACAAGCAUCUCUUCUAUUGGUUCUUUGAGUCUCGCAACGACCCCAAGAACGAUCCUGUCGUUCUAUGGCUCAACGGCGGUCCUGGAUGUUCGUCGCUCACCGGGCUCUUUCUGGAGCUUGGACCUGCCAAGAUUGAUGAGAACAUUCAGGUCGUCAGCAACCCUCACUCCUGGAACAACAACGCGUCCGUCAUUUUCCUCGACCAACCCGUCAACACGGGCUUCUCGUACAGUAAAGGGCAGGUGGACACCACGGAAGCUGCCAGCAAGGACAUCUACGCGCUCUUGACCCUGUUUUUCCAACAGUUUCCCGAGUACUCGAAGCAGCCGUUCCACAUUGCUGGCGAGUCGUAUGCUGGACACUACAUCCCUGUUUUCUCUGCCGAGAUCCUGUCCCACAGUGACCGCAACAUCAAUCUCAAGAGCGCACUGAUCGGGAAUGGCCUGACGGACCCCCUGACCCAAUAUAAGUUCUAUCGACCUAUGGCUUGCGGGGAGGGAGGCUACCCUGCCGUACUCGACCAAGGCAGCUGCCAAUCGAUGGACAAUGCGCUGCCUAAAUGCGAACAGCUCAUCAAGUCGUGCUACGACACUAAAGACCCCAAGGCAUGCUCGAGCGCUACCUCAUACUGCAAUGGCGAAAUGCUCGGGCCGUUCCAGCAGACUGGCAAGAACGUGUACGAUGUCCGCAAGGAGUGCGAAGGAGGUAACCUCUGUUAUCCUGCACUCGACUGGAUCUCCAAGUACCUCAACAAGAAGGAAGUGAUUGAGGCUCUGGGCGUGGAGGUGUCCGGCUUCGAGAGCUGCAACAACGACGUCAACCGCAACUUUGCGGCCCACGGCGACUGGAUGCUUCCCGAGCACCGAAACGUGCCUAAGCUGCUCGAGCAGAUUCCCGUCCUUAUUUAUGCGGGCGACGCCGACUUCAUCUGCAAUUGGCUGGGCAACCAGGCGUGGACCAAGGCGCUUGACUGGCCAGGCAAGAAUGCCUUCAACGGCGCCCAGCCUCAGACGCUCCGGACCCCGGCAGGGGGCAAGGACUACGGCAAGAUCACGACGGCUCAGAAUUUUGCCUUUCUUCAGAUCUUUGGCGCGGGCCACAUGACUCCGAUGGAUCAGCCUGAAGCAUCCCUCGACUUCUUCAACCGCUGGCUGGCGGGGGAGUGGAAGUCUAAAUGAGUCGUGAGGCGGCGUGCCGACGAGCGGACUCGGUCUCUGUAGGACCAUGUACAUAGCCCUAUUAGCCAGACAGACGGCC
Molecule: messenger RNA, 1845 nt
Organism: Purpureocillium takamizusanense
Lineage: Eukaryota; Fungi; Ascomycota; Sordariomycetes; Hypocreales; Ophiocordycipitaceae
Product: Carboxypeptidase C
Exons: 2
Coding region: 333-1766 (477 amino acids)
Biological process (GO): proteolysis
Cellular component (GO): fungal-type vacuole
Molecular function (GO): serine-type carboxypeptidase activity
Source: RefSeq, a predicted model, not a curated record